AUGGCGUCUGCUGAUCUGAGAGACGAGCUGACCUGCUCCGUCUGCCUGAACAUUUAUACUGAACCUAUAACCCUGCCAUGUGGACACAGCUUCUGUCGGGUCUGUAUUGCGGGUGUGUUGGACACACAGUUGUCUUGUCCGGAAUGUAGACAAAGCUUUCGGAUACGACCAAAGCUUAAGAGAAAUCUGAGGCUGAGUAACAUAUCUAAGCAUUUCUUAUCUACUGAGCCACCGAACAACCAGAGAAAGAUUGAGUUCCCCUGUACCUACUGUGACUAUCCAGAGCCUGCAGCUAAAACAUGUCUGCUGUGUGAAGCUUCUCUGUGUGAUAAACACCUAAAGAAUCACAGUCAGUCGGCAGAACACAUCUUAACUGAACCCACAUCGUCCCUGAGGAACAGAAAAUGUUCCGUCCACAAGAAGGUCCUGGAGUACUACUGCACAGAGGAUGCUGCUUGUAUCUGUGUGUCCUGCUGCCUGGUAGGAGUACACAAGGGACAUCAGGUAAAAUCACUAAAUGAGACAUUUGAGGAGAAGAAAAUCCAAAUGAGGGAGAGUCUCGAAAAACUUACAGCAGAACGAGUGGAAACUAAGACAAACUUCCAGAUCUUGUGGAAGAUGAAGGUAGAAGUUCAGGAAAAAGUAACUGAUGUGACAGGCCAAGUCAAAGCGCUGAUUACAGACAUCAGAGGACGUCUAGACAACCUAGAACAUCAAGUUCUGAGUGAGAUCUCCAGGCAGGAAGAUAAGGUUUCCCACCAGAUCUCAGAUCUAAUCCGACAGCUGGAAACCAAGAAGGACAUUCUGUCCAAGGAAAUAAGUGAGAUUGAGGAGAAUCUAUGUAACAUGACAGACCCAUUGACUGUCUUACAGCAACAGGUAUUGGGCAGAUGUGAGGUGGAAGAUAAUAUUAAUAAUAUGGACAGAGAGAGAGAAGACAAAAAGGUCCAUGCUAUGGAAGAUUUGGACCUGGGUCUGAGCUUGGCAACCUUACACUCUGGCAUAACUGAUAUUGCAACUGUUUUAAGGGGAUGGAAUAUGUCAUAUUCAAGCAGUUUACUAAAUGUAAACAUGGCUCCAGGCACAUUAUUGGACAUAAACACGGCUUGUAAUAAAGUAGCCAUAUCAGGUAACAUGAAAAUGGCUUCCACAUCAGGCAUACCCCAGGGAUACUGGGAAACACCAGAAAGAUUCCAAGUUUGUCUUCAGGUUUUAAGCACCUUUGGAGUUUCCUGUGGCCGAUAUUACUUUGAGAUGGAGACCAGUAAUUCAGGGUACUGGAGGCUAGGGUUGGCCUAUCCCAGUAUAGAGAGAAAAGGGGACCAGGCAGUAAUUGGAUACAAUGACAAGUCCUGGGUUUUAGAGUAUUGGAAUAGUCAGUUUUCGGCGGUACAUAACCAUAAUAAAUCCUGGUUAAGUCGCUCGUCUUCUGUAGUGAGAUUUGGGAUGUACCUGGAUUAUAAAACUGGGCGACUGUCAUUUUAUGAGCUGUGUAAUCCAGUUAGAGAAUUACACACCUUCACAGCCACCUUCACUGAGCCACUUUAUGUUGCAUUAUCUGUGUAUGGUAGUAAUAACUGGAUUAGAAUAAUUAAUUAA
This is a messenger RNA of Pelobates cultripes (western spadefoot toad), 1599 nucleotides long. NCBI's taxonomy places the organism in Eukaryota, Metazoa, Chordata, Amphibia, Anura, Pelobatidae. The record is from the annotation of a GenBank genome assembly.